Molecule: messenger RNA, 4546 nt
Organism: Monascus purpureus
Lineage: Eukaryota; Fungi; Ascomycota; Eurotiomycetes; Eurotiales; Aspergillaceae
Source: the annotation of a GenBank genome assembly
GUUCAAGUAGACUCCCCACGUGACCAUAUCUUUCACUCACGUGACCUAGACGGGCGAACACGAACAACCUCCCUUCAGCUUCAGCAGCUCAACAACUCCCCAACCGUCCACAUCCAGAUUUCUGACAGCUUUUUUCAUUCAUAAUUGACGGUCACAAAAGGGACGCAUGCACUGUUGGCCACAUCCAGGUGCUUUCGUUGCAGCUCAGACCCUGAGCGACCUCCGACCUGCGCCCUCUCCCCCCGCGGUCGCCUCGUUUAAAUAAACUCUGCUGCCGUUGGUUCUCCAAAAGUCUCGCCCCUCCGGCUCACGACCCUGUCGUCCGUGGUGCGUGCGGUGGGGAGAGUGUCGUCAAAGCCUAAUCACGAUUGGUUUCGACAUCUGGGACCGCAACCGCAGAUUCUAUCACGUCACGUUUCACUUUCAUUCUUGAAGCUUCUCCUAACAUGGCUGCUGCGCUCGAUGACGAAGACCUAUCUAUCCCCAUCCCCUCCUUCGAUCAAGAUCGGGACGGCAAUCGCGAACAGGAGAGUGGACGUGAACGUGCUAGCAGAGCCGUUUCCACUCAGACUACCAAUUCCUCCGCCAUGCCAAUGCCCUCAUCGUCACGGCCGGUCAGGAGAGCCGCUGAUGUCUCCAGACAGUCCCCCGCGACCACCAGGGAUAUGCAGCGCCUUGAUCAGUAUAAGACGGUCAGGAUCCUGGGUGAGGGCUCCUUUGGGAAGGUGAAGCUCGCCAUCCAUCAACCUAGUGGCCGUCAAGUCGCCCUCAAAAUCAUUUCCCGUCGCAAACUGCUCUCCCGCGACAUGGUCGGUCGCGUGGAGAGAGAAAUUCAGUACUUGCAACUAUUAAGGCACCCUCACAUCAUCAAACUCUACACCGUCAUUGCCACCAAAACGGAUAUUGUCAUGGUUCUGGAAUAUGCUGAACGAGAACUUUUCGAUUAUCUGGUCAAAAAGGGGAGAUGCACCGACGAUGAAGCUCGCAAAUUCUUCCAGCAAAUCAUCUGCGCCGUCGAAUACUGCCAUCGUCAUAAAAUCGUGCACCGUGACUUAAAACCAGAGAAUCUUCUCAUAGACAGUGAAAAGAAUGUCAAGAUUGCCGACUUCGGUCUAAGCAAUAUCAUGACCGACGGCAACUUUCUUAAAACCAGCUGCGGCAGCCCCAACUAUGCCGCCCCCGAGGUCAUUUCCGGAAAGCUCUACGCGGGCCCCGAGGUCGAUGUAUGGAGUUGUGGUGUCAUUCUUUAUGUGCUGUUGGUUGGACGGCUUCCCUUCGAUGAUGAUUAUAUCCCCGCCCUAUUCAAGAAGAUAGCCGCCGGAAAUUUCUACAUGCCCUCCUAUAUCUCCUCGGGUGCUGUCCGUUUGAUUAGAGCUAUGUUGCAAGUUCAUCCCGUCCACAGGAUCACCAUUCCGGAAAUUCGUCAGGACCCAUGGUUUGUCAAGAAUUUACCUGCCUAUCUUCAACCGCCGCCAGAAGAAUUCACGGCAACCCCUUACGAUCCAAGCAAGGCUACGGACCCGCGUCGGGUGUCACUUGGAAAGCCACUUCCUGUCCAGUACAAGGUCCAUCAAAUCGCGGUGUCCAAGCUAGAGCGCAGUAUGGGAUACGCGCGUGAAGAUAUCGAAGAUGCUUUGAAAAGCCCAGAACCAAGCGCCAUUAAAGAUGCAUUCUUCAUAAUCGUCGAGAACGAGAUGAUGCAAACUAAUUCACCUACCGACGAUAGCCCAAUAGACAGUAACACGAAACCUUACUCCCCUAAGCCAAAAAGCAAUGCACCCCCCUCCACGCUGGCCGCCACUGGACCUCCUGACUCAGUCACACCCGCUCCAGUUCGAAGUGAUUCUCCUCGCCCCACAUCCAAGGCUCCCCAAAAUGAUUCCGAUUACCCGACUGCAACCCGUGUAAGCCAUAUACGGAUACUGCCAACGAGCCUGCCGUACGUCCACGAUCAGCUCAUGGAACAGCGUGACAGCUUCACGGCAGCGGACAGGAGAGAUAAUGCCGAAGGCGGGCAAAUUUUAGACGAAGUACCUGGAGAUGCUGCCACCGAGCGGUCUCUCGAGGAACAGGCUGCCACUGCUCGGGCUUUGAAGCCGCAUUCGCGUAGCAUUGUGGACCUUCAUAAGCUACGCCUGCAGCCUCCGGAGCGGACCGCCGCAACUCAUCCCCCCAAAAGGUCCCGGAAAUGGCAGUUCGGUAUCCGAUCUCGGAACCAGCCUUACGAGGCAAUGUUGUAUCUCUACAAAGCCAUUGAAGCACAGGGAGGUGUGUGGGAAAUCCAGCCUGCCGAACCGGAGGGUAAUCCAACCCAGGAAGACCAGCAGGAGUCCGGGGAUAAGGAACAGCCAUUGCAGAGGAAAUACACUAAUAUUCCACCGGAUUAUUAUAUCCCAAAGGACCCAUGGUUUAUUCGAGCACGACUACUGAAGGAAGGUAUUACGGCACCUGGUCAAUCGAUUAGCUCGCGCAGCAGUCGGAACGAUCUUCAAGAGCUCCUUCGUCGUGGCAAUGCUGCGAGCGGUACGAGCUUCGACGAUAAGAAUACGCCCAUUUUUACGACACGUUCCAGCGGUGAUAAUCUCGGACCCAAUCAGUAUUCUAUAUCAUAUGGUGUGUGGGUAUUUAUCGAUAUCCAAUUAUACCAACUCGAGGAGAACAACUACAUGGUCGAUUUCAAAUGUGAUGGGUAUCAAAAUGUGAUUCGUGCGCCGGACGACACUGAAUGGCACCCCAUCAGCAAGCGAUUCAAAAAUAAGGAAAAGGAAGUCAACAGCCCCUAUCCAUUUCUGGAUGUGGCAUCUGAUCUCGUGGCGCAGCUGGCUGUUGCUAGCUGAGAGUAUAUGCAUGGCAUUACAUUCUAUAAUGGAUGGUUAUUAUAUUGGCGCAAUAGGUUUUGCUUUGUUGUCCGGGGCAUGGGAACUGGAGUUGAUCGAACUUUUUUCUCUUUUCUCCUACGUUAGCAUUCAUCUCGUUGUUUCGGUCAUCGUUUGAUAAUGGUCUGGAUGGCUUGUUUGCUAUACGCGAGAAGGCGGUAUAUUUUUUUUAUGCUUAUAAAUUCAUAUUCUAUAAUACAGUGAACUUCUUGGGGAACAUUUGGUUAUGAUGUUUUUCUGUCCAUUUUGACAAUAUCUUGCAUGGGGCUAUGGCUGCAGGAAAUGCAGUCUAUUCAAUCAUAAGCGAAGUCGCGCAGAGUUGCAGCAACCUGCUUUGUUGCCUUCAUGGCCUCAUCACACCACGGCGCGAAUUGCAGAAAGCCAUGCGUUAAGUUCGCAUGAUGCCUCCAGGUGACCUUGUUGUUAGCCUCUUGGAGCUUGGAUGCAUAUUCGACGCCGACGUCGCGCAGCGGGUCAAAGCCACAGGUGAAUACAGCUGCGGGAGGGAGAUCCUUGAGGUUCGUCACAGGUUGCAUUCCGGGUGAGACGUACGGAUGAGACGGCGCAACCCCAAUAGGGAGGUAAUGAUGCGCAAAAGAGAAGAUGCCGUUGCCUGUUUAUUGUAGGGCACGUUAGUGUUUCCUGGUAACUAAAACAGGAUAGGUCGAAUUAUUCUCCGCCGCAGCAAGCGUAUCAAAAGGUAUCCGGGCCUCAGGAUACAGAAGAAUCUGAGCUUUGAUGUCCCCGUUCUUCCCCUCAUCGCGCCUCUUCAGUGAUAUCGCCGCCGACAUGUUCCCUCCUGCACUGUCUCCCCCAACACAGAUCCGACGGGGGUUUAUGCCUCUCUCCUUGCUCCCGGACCCGAGGAGCCAGUCGAUUACAGACGCAUACUCAUCUAUCUGGACAGGGAAGGACCAUUCAGGAGCAAGUCGGUAUUCAACCGCGAAAACAAUGACACCGGCUCCCUCGGCGACAAUACGGAGUCCGUUUUCGAACUCAUCUACCGUACCAACCGUGUAUCCGCCGCCGUGGAAGUAAAUCAGGGCGGCUGCAUCGUUGGAAUGCUGACGCUCCGUGGCCGAGGAAGGGUAAAGCACGCGGAUAGGGAUGGUACCAUAUGGACCGCGGAUGGCGGUGAAUUCCACGCGGUGGAUGGGAGCCUGCUUUGAGGGUUCUAGGGCAUGGAUUCCCAGGACCUCAGUAUGGUGUCGACGUUCAUGGAUGUAGUCUGGUCCGCCUAGUCGGAGAGAUCCCUCGAGAGUGGUGGCGAGGAAAUGCUGAAGCUCGGGGUCUAGGGUGGUUCUCGCGGCCAUCUUGGGGAGUUUAUGAGGGCCGGUCAGGAUUUUUUCCAUUUUGUCUGUGGUUGAUAUUUGUUGUUUGUAGCUUUUUAUACGUUACUGAGCUGAUCAUACAAGUUCUUUAAUGUAGUCCUGACAUCAUGGUUCAUGGAUGAAGCCUUGCGUGAACAUUACAUAUGCUGGUCUGCUACCCUAAUCUGAUGCCCUAGCCCUAGCUUCUUAGACCACCCUUCUUCAUGUUUAAUAAACAACAUGCCGAUGGAUGAUAGAUGCAGCUCUGAGAAAUGCAUCCUUUGUCUCAAGCACAAUUCCGUACUGCAUACACCGUAUGGAGUACGAUGUGCAGUCAUCCAUAAUGAACAGAAUGGCCCA